Trichoderma asperellum CBS 433.97 is the source of this 912-nucleotide messenger RNA. RefSeq lists its product as uncharacterized. Lineage: Eukaryota; Fungi; Ascomycota; Sordariomycetes; Hypocreales; Hypocreaceae. The record is from RefSeq and is a predicted model, not a curated record.
GUCUGGUACCAACUUUGUCUUCUUACUUCUUCGAUUCUUUCCACUCGGCUGGUCCAUUUGUUUUAUUCGUUUAUUCGUUACAUCCGUCCCUUCGAGACCAGCUCUCUUAACAUCUAUCAAUAUGAAGUUCUUGACUCUUCUUACUAUCGCCGCGGCCACUUGCGCCACUGCCCAGAAUUCUCGCCGCUCUAUCCCGAGACGUCGCCGCGGGCGUCAGAUUGGUGGCCCUUCUCCUGGUAUUGUUCCUAUCUCUCAAGUCCCCGCUGUCGAGGUUCGUGCGACAGAGACCGGUCACAAUAACAGGAAAGGCAAUAACAAAGGCUGUAAUGGAGAGGCUGGUAAUCAGCCUGCCAACAUUGUCAAUGCCAGUAGCUUCACUGGACAGACAUUGGUAUUAUUUGAAGUUGGAGGAGUGCCUGGAAACGAAUGUCUGACCUUCAGGAAUAACGGCGAGAUCGUUAAUGCUGCUUGUGUCAACGAGGCAGCUGACCGACAACUUACUCCAUCAAUACUAAACGGCGCCGACGUAAUGAUUGUUCAGAGAUCGUUUUCUAGCGGAUUCAGACCAGAUUUGGUCGACAAGCAAGUCUGUGUGGGGUUCAACGGUACCGACUUCAAAGCCGAGGACUGCCAGUCCAAGGAUGUUGAGUUGGUUAGAUUCACCGGCACCAACAUGGUUGCUUCUGGUGGCGCAUGUCUUAAUGGUCAUGAUAACUUUGCCCAGAUAACAGUAGAUGCUAAUGGCCAGGGAUGUGCUGUGCUUAACCCCACAGUUGUCACUCCCACCCCCAAAAGGCAUUAAUAUAUAUAGGUGCUAUAAAAGCAAAAGUUAAAAUAUAAGCAAAGGGAAUAGCUACUUUCAAACUAAAUACCUGUCGCAGGUAAAUAAUAUAUUGAUUUCAUUAUAAAGAG